Aspergillus versicolor CBS 583.65 is the source of this 579-nucleotide messenger RNA. It is a transcript of the gene pup3, whose product is annotated as proteasome core particle subunit beta 3. The transcript is spliced from 2 exons. Gene Ontology annotation, cellular component: proteasome core complex, beta-subunit complex; proteasome core complex. Bases 1 to 579 code for a protein of 192 amino acids. Gene Ontology annotation, biological process: proteasome-mediated ubiquitin-dependent protein catabolic process. The record is from RefSeq and is a predicted model, not a curated record. NCBI's taxonomy places the organism in Eukaryota, Fungi, Ascomycota, Eurotiomycetes, Eurotiales, Aspergillaceae.
AUGGUCGGCAAGGACUGCGUCGCAAUCGCCUGCGAUCUCCGACUCGGAAUGCAAGCCCUGACCGUUUCCAACAACUUCCCCAAGAUCUUCAACUACGCUCCCGGAACAUAUCUCGGCCUCACCGGUCUCGCAACCGACGUUUCCACCGUCUCAGAUCUUUUCCGUUACAAAGUCAACAUGUACCGUCUCCGUGAAGAACGGCACAUUGCACCUCAGACUCUCGCCAACCUCGUCAGCUCAUCGCUGUACGAGAAACGUUUCGGAGCAUACUUUGUGAGCCCGGUUAUUGCUGGUAUCAACAACACGACAGGGAAACCUUUUAUUUGCGGCUUUGACAGCAUUGGGUGUAUCGAUUUCGCCAAGGAUUUCAUUGUGAGCGGAACUGCCAGCGAUCAGCUAUUUGGUACUUGUGAAGGAUUGUGGGAGCCAGACCUCUCUCCCGAGGAACUGUUCGAAACACUCUCCCAGGCACUCCUCAGUGCCGUCGACAGAGAUGCACUGUCGGGUUGGGGUGCUCAAGUUUAUAUCAUAGAGAAGGACAAGGUGACCCAGCGGCUGCUGAAGGGACGACAAGACUAG